GGCAUUUUAAGUUUAAGUAGCAUCGAAAAUGUCACUGUACCAUUAGCCAUUAGGUACCUUUAAGUGGUACACAAUUUGUACAUCGUUAAAUAUUAGCCUCUUAUUGUAAUUUUCAACUCCUUUAUGAUUAUUAAUAAUGCUUUUCCUCUGCUUGAUCGUUAUUUGCCUGUAUCUUAAUGAGUUCACUUUGGCUUUCACCCCUACCAAUACAGUUUGGGGCCACAGCGCCGUAUUUGCAGAUUCUAGAAUAUAUAUUACAGGUGGUAUCAUUCCCAAAAACCCGAUUGGUUUUGAAGGAUCAACUCGUUCCAAAGAAUUUUAUUAUUUAGACGUUGAGAAACCCUUUGGAGUCGGAACAGGAGAUAAAUUACCUUGGGUGGAUCUUAAUUCCGAGGCGCAAAUUCUUCCAGAACAUGCAUGGAGCGCGUUUUCAAAUUGUGGACAAGAUGAUACUCUAAUUUUGUUUCCUGGAGAAUACAAUGACCCCAAUCUUGAAGAUCCAACAGUCUACACUUACAAGUUAAGUUUACGUCAAUGGAACAGCUUUACGACCGCCAAUCCACCUUCAUUAAAUUAUCACAGCCAGACCCAAACCGUUUGUGAUGUUAGAACUGGAACAAUGUAUAUAUUUGGUGGCAUAAGACCAAAACCUGAUACUACAAAUAAAUUUAUGAAUAUUUUGGAUACAUCGACGCUAGUGUGGCAAAAUAUUAGUAUAGAUUUUGCUAGGUUUGAUCAUACGGGUACAUUAUUACCAAACGGUAAUAUUAUUUAUAUAGGUGGUAGCUUACCUGAUGGCAAAGGAUUUGCAGAAAUGUCAGAGCUACUUUUGUAUAAUACAAAUAAUAAUACAUGGACUUCAAUGAAUGCAAUCGGUAAUCCGCCAACACCUCGUGCAUACCAUUCUGCUGUUCUGACUCAAGAUGGUCGUAUUAUCGUGUAUGGAGGCCUUACUAAGGAAGGUGGUCCUGCAAAAGAUGAUCUUGUGAUAUUAGAUACAUCACAAGCUGAUUAUACAUGGUCAAAAGCGUAUGUCUCCACAAAUUCACCACUUUCACGUUAUUACCAUACGGCUACUUUGGUCGGUUAUUAUAUGAUCGUGGCUUUCGGAAAAAAUGAUAUUAAAUUACCAUUACCAACAUCAAAUGAAGUAUUUAUUUUAGACACGCACGAUAAAUCUAAUUACAAAUGGAUUACCGAGUUUGAUCCAGAUCUAAAUAUAUAUAAAAAUCUAAACAAAAAUCUAAGUACUCAAACCAAAAAUCUUACCAUAGGAAUUAUAAUUUUAUCAAUCGUGCUUGCUUUGAUAGGGGCUUCAUUUCUUAUAUACUUUUAUAGGAAAAGACGACUAUCAAGACCAGAUAUGCUUGUACCCUCAUCACAAGAUUUAUCCCAAUCACAGGAUGUACUCUCAUCACAGGAAGCGAAUUAAAAACUUGGAAAGCCGAUGUGUAGGUUUAAUAUGAUUAAUUCAUUAAACAGAUAAAUGUACCACUUGACUAUUUCACAAAAAAUAAUUGUAUAUGCCAUCAUAUUUUGUAUGAUAUUAAAGUGGUUAAUUAACACAUAUGAUUUUAUAAAGGAAAUUGAUUAAUCGAUAACUUAAAAAUAUCAGUUAAGAUUAUUUAUGCAAA
Rhizophagus irregularis DAOM 181602=DAOM 197198 is the source of this 1634-nucleotide messenger RNA. RefSeq lists its product as uncharacterized. Gene Ontology annotation, molecular function: protein binding. The record is from RefSeq and is a predicted model, not a curated record. Lineage: Eukaryota; Fungi; Glomeromycota; Glomeromycetes; Glomerales; Glomeraceae.